Messenger RNA from Anneissia japonica, 7755 nucleotides. RefSeq names its product leucine zipper putative tumor suppressor 2-like. Lineage: Eukaryota; Metazoa; Echinodermata; Crinoidea; Comatulida; Comatulidae. The transcript has 5 exons. Bases 359 to 3226 code for a protein of 955 amino acids. The record is from RefSeq and is a predicted model, not a curated record.
GGUGUUCUUUACCAUAAUCAUAACCAUGGUGAACCUAACAGUUUGUUAAUUCGAGUUCUAUUCUAAUGAGUAACUGAGAAAGGUCAGAGGGGAACAAGAAGUCAGUUUCUUUGCGUGUAUCAUCUGGUUUGGAAGAAUAAUGCCAGUGUGUCGUUUCAUUUGAUACAAGUUUUGACAUUCGAAUCCUCUUUCGCUUUUGUUGACGCCAAUUUGUCAUCAGAUUUCCGAAUUGGUCGAAAAUAAGAUUUGUAUUCACAGUUCGGAUAUUGCUCGGUUGAAUCUUUUGUGGAGUAAACAAGGUAGUAUAGAAGAUUGUCUUAGUUUGUGAUGUACUGGCGUCCUGUGAUCAACAACCAAAAUGGCGGUCUGCAGCUCCGGGAUCACCAAGGCUCACCCUAUAGACAGCUUCACCGCGAUACCGAAAAACAUAGACUUCAAUAUCACACCACCUCAAGUAAUCGAAUCGCCCACAAUGGGCAGUGUAACUAGUCUGAUCGACAGAGGUGAUUCAAUACUAAGCUCACAUUCUACCGGAACCUCAGGACAACAGAACCACGUAUACGAAGAAGUGGAUAUUCAAGUAGGACCACCGAAAAUUACGCCUUUCAGCGGAAAAUUAGAAAAGCAUAAAGAAAAGGGAUUGAUACGACCAAUCGCAAUGCAUCCGUGCACGUCGCCGCAUUCAUCUGGCAAAAUUAAACGGACAAUGUCUGCGUCUCCUAAACCAAGUGUUCCUGAUAACAUUCGUGAUCUUAGACGUGUUCCUGAUGUGGUCUUGGCAAAUCAGCGAAGAGACUAUGGAGGUAAUCAUUUCCAGGAACCGCCAGUGAAAGCAUAUUCCCUACAAGACUUAAACUCUUCCUCUCUACAUCCCACCUUCCAUCCAAACUUAGCAUCUAUUUCUGACGGUCCAGAGUCAGGUCGACGGAAUAAAAGCGGUAAAUUGCAUCCGUCACAAUCAUUAAACUACCUUAAUGGAAAUUACAACACGAUUAGUGGAUCGCCCUCUACAAAAGGACCCUUGGAACAUCGUAUGCGAAAUCACAGUCACAAUAACUUGUCCUCUGAUAAGCAUAUGAAUCAUAUAAACGAAUCGCUACGCUCAAGUCACGGCAGUUUAUCAUCAUCUGGCCGAGUGUCUGGAUCAGGACACCAGGAAGGAUGGUCUCCAACUUCCAGACACUCAUCUAGGCAAUCAUCUCGUGGGUCAUCAGUUUGUGUCGAAGAAGACGAGCUGCUAAUGCUACGUAACAAAGUGCAGCAACAAGAAGUGACGAUAGAGGCGCUUCGACAGACGAUGGAGAAGAAUGAAAACACUAUCUUUCAAGUUUAUGAAGAGAAACAGAAGCACUGGGAGAGACAAAUGGAUAACCUAAAAGUGAAACUGAGGGAGAAAGAAGAAAUGGUACAUGUAGCAGAAAAUAGACUAAGACAGGGUCAGCAAAAUGGAGGCGUGCGGAUGCUGAAAAAAUCCUAUCAGAAACUGAGUAAAAGUCAGGAGAGUUUGGUAGACUAUGAUCGAGUCAAUUCCAGCGUUGAUGAUGAAGAAAUUAAUGAGUUGCGAAUCAGAGUGCAGAGACAAAGAGGAGAAAUCCUGAAACUAAAAGCAAAACUAUCGGAUGUUAGCAGUGAGUCAGAUCAUAGACAGGUUGAGGUGACAAGAUUGCGCUCUCAACUUCAGCAGUUAACAAACAAUUUACAACGGCGUAUUUCCGAGUUAAGUAACUAUCAAGAAGAACUAGUCAGAAAGGAUACUGAAAUAGAUAAAUUGAGAAAGAAGCUAGCUUUUAUUGAAAAUCAGACCCCUAGAGGGAAGAAUAACAGUGCAACAUUUACUGCAACCCAACAAAAGCUAGAAAGCUUGCAGAAGCUUCUACAGCAAAAAGAUAGCGAUGUGAGUCAAGAACGAGUGCAAAGGAACCAUCUCCAUGAACUUAAUGAGAACCUGACAAAAGAGGUGCAGGUUCAAGAGGAGGAGUUAGGGUUACUCAGGAGUAAGCUGUUUGAAAAAGAGAAUGAACUGUCACAGGAAAAAUGCGAGGUCUCGUAUCUACAAGAAGUACAAGAAAAAUUAAGUCAGGAAGUUCAUGAUCGCAAAGUAGUGAUAAAAAACUUAGAAGAAAAGUUGUGCAAGAUUGUUUCAUCAUCGGGACACUUGAGUGUGAAAAACGAAGACAAGAAAGAGAUUGAAGAACUCAAAUUGAUAUUGCAGAAAUCGGAGGAAGAGAAAAACAAAGCUGUCUCAUCGCUACGCAGGCAGCUUGUUGCACAAGACGAGGACAUUGCACGUUUGCACAACCAACUUGGUUCCGUGGAGAAAGAUAAAUUAUCGCUCCAGGAACGUGUUUCCAAAGGAAAGGAUGGAAACAGUAACUUUGUUGUAAUACAGAGGCAGAUGGAAUGUGAUUUGACUAGCCUACAAGUUAAGUUGACGCAAAGAGACAGAGAACUGUCUGAAACGAAGCGAGAAAUGAAAGAGAUGAUUGAAAGGAAAGACUCGGAGUUAAUGGCGCUUAAAGCUCAGUUCAAUAAAUCAUGGGAUGGUUCCAAAUCAUUAGAUAAUAAAGCUAUGGCCAGAGAAGCUGAAAUUGCAUUUUUAACCGAUAAGUUAAAUAAUCGUGAUUCUGAAAUAUCUACAUUGAAACGUCGUUUGGAAAGCUCUCAGAAACGAGGAACUUCACCAAACAGACGUGGUAGCUCUCCUAGUGGGUCAUUGAAAUCAGGAUCUGGAGGUUAUCAUGAAGAUAUGAGCAUACUUUCAAGGGAAAAGGAAUCGUUGGAAAGCCAUCUCAGUAGCGUUAAAAUAGAAAAUGCACGCUUGCAGCAGAAUCUUGAGAAGUCAAUAAGUGAGAUAAUUUCGCUCAAAAAGCAGCUUGACUCUGCUUCACCAAUGUCGUUGACGAGUCAGUCGAGCUCAACAAGUGAUCGACACAAAAGCGACUUAACGUCAGAUGCACACCAGGAUCUUCAGCGGUUGAGACAUGAACUGGAAAAAAUGAAGGAGAAAUGCAGUACUACUGAAAGUAUUAUUGAAAAGGAAAGGCAGACAUGGCAGGAAGAAAAAGAAAAAGUGAUUAGCUAUCAGAAGCAAUUACAAUUAAAUUAUGUGCAAAUGUAUCGUAAAAAUCGAAAUUUGGAACGCGACGUUGAACAGCUCACGCUUGAACUUGAACGAAGGCAUUUGAUCGAAGAUGAAGACGACCCAGAAACGACCGUUAAUGUCUGAAGCAAUGUGCUUUCAUUUUUUUUUUUGUAUAAUAUCUCAAAAUGUCAUAAAGACAUGUGCAAAGACUUUCAGAGUAAAAUGCAAGCAAAGCUAAGAGUGAACAGCAGUGAUUCGUAUGAAAUACAGGUAAAUGUGAGGUUAUCUCCACAGCGUGCAUUUUAGACUGAAUGGAUUUUGCUAAUUGCCGUCUUCUAUUUGUCAUAUGUAAUCUGACAUGUGUUGUGCAUCCAUUACAACUACGAAAACAUUACCGGAGACUAGAUAUUCUUUUGUGUGAAGCUUAUUUCAUGGAUUAAAUUUCUGUUUGCUUUCCACCGUUCAGGACCAAAGCAAUUUAUUUUGAAUGUGGAAGAUAUUGAUAAUGGCGCCUUUCAUAAGAUCAAGGAUGCAUACCAGAUGAACCAAUGAUUUUUUAAGUGGAAUUUCUUUCAUUCCGAAUCCUUUGUAGUACGCGAUAGGAUUUAGUCUUUCCUGUUAGAAUGCAAAAGAAUGUUAAGACAUUUGGGAUGAUAACUUAAAAGCAUAGCUGCAGUAAAAAAAAAAAUCAUUUGUACUUUCGUUUAUCCAAACUCUGUGAUUUUUAUAUAAACUUGUUUUGUUACAAUUCACAAUUAUUCAAAUUUCAUAAGUUUUGUUAUAUUUGUGGAUGUUUUUUAAAGGAAAGAUUUUUUUAAAUAGAAAAAAAAUUAUCUUGUACAUAUGAGUUCAUAUAUACUGUACACUUUUUCAUGCUUUUUUUUUUUACCUCAUUAAAAUUGUGUAAUUAUAAGCUAUUUAGUUUUAGUUUAUAAAUAUUCAAUAAUUAAUACUAGCACACAGCAAGAACAGCAUGUUUAAGAAAAGACUAAUAUAUACAGUAGACCAUUGUGAAAUUUUGAAUAAAAAUUCCAAUAACCUGGCAACUACCACUGGGGGACUUCCACCCCAGAGGCCUACGCAUUUCGCGUGAUGUAGUUACUAGUGUGUGCGCAGCGCUGUAUUUGACACAAAUUCCCCCGGUGAGUUGCGAGACAUUGGUUGCGCUGUUUCAAAAUAAACCCAAUAACAAUGGCCUAUAAUAAUGCUUUUCUUAUUGUUAUUAAUUGCCAGAAAUGUAUUGAUCUUUAUUGGUUCACAGAAGAUCAUCAAAGCUGAUUUUUUUUUUAUGUGCUAUUUCUGUUUAAGUACCAAGGUACAUUCUUUUACUGUUUCAGCAAGAUGUUGAGACUCAGCUAAAUACUGUACAUUGUUCUAAAAUGUGCUGUGUUAGAUUAGACACAAGCUAUUGUAGACACUACAUCUCCAGUAUGAGUUUUUUUCAUUAUAGGAUAACGUCAUCUUCUUUCUACGUAACACUAUAUCUUCCAUUAUUUAAGGUUAAAAUAAUGCUUUGUCCACAUCAAAUUUUAGGUGACAAAUAACUGUAAUUUGCCUAUAUUUCAGUGUAAUAUGUCAUCAUGAUUCACAUGUAUGGGAACAUCACAACACAUCACAACACACAUAUGGAGUUUAUAUUUUGUUAGUAAACAUUUCCACCAGGUCACACUAACUUGAUAGAUUACAUGUGUAUAGGUGUUUAGACUUCUUAUAUUCAAGUUUAUAGAAAUCACCUAGUUUUAAGCUUUCAAGACAUCGCAAACCAUUAUACUUUGUGGUUUUUGUAACUAAAUAAGCCUUUAAACCUCUUAAAACUUUCACAGAAUUGGGGUGGUCUUUUAGAGGCAGACAAUGCUUUUUACAAACAACUGCUAAAGAGAUAAUGAAAGGUAAUAAAAUAAAGCAGAACAAAAGUAAUAGAUCUUUUUCAUUUACCAAUAAAUCAAGGAAGAAACUAAGUAUAUAUAAUAGCUUCAAUCAAAAUCUCUGGGAUACCCGUGCGAAUUAAGUGUUUCCGGUUUUUGAAAGAUCUAAAAUUAACUUCAUUUAAAGCAAUAUAAAGCUUUACAUUAUUAAGGGUUGAUACCUUUUUGAGCUGUUUAUACCCGUCACCUGUUAAUAGGAUUUCCUUUUCUAGGCCUUCCUAUAGUAGUUACCACGUUCAACCUUUACCAAAAGUCUUGAGUGCAAAUCCAUAACAUGAAAUGAUCUCUGAUUAUCUAAAAUUAGGUGAUGUGCAUCGUGUUAUGCAUAAUUUAUUGCUAUAGGUUAUUCAAUGAAGGCCAUUGAUUAAGAGGUGGGAUUGACUAGGUUUUUAAUACAUUAGAUCUCGUGUGUGGUGCAUAAUAACGCUGAGUAUCAUAAUUCUAUCGAUCACUGUGCCCCCGCAAGAAUUAUUCAGAUAUCGCUCCCUUUAAUUUAGUUUCUCCCUGAUAGAUUCAUCCAGCAUUGUGAUCAUUAUGUGUAUAUACAUUCAUAAUAUUAAUAGAGAUCGGUACCAUACCAUUUUUAGUAUUAACACAUGUAGGAAGUUAAAGGUGUCAUAUCUUUUUGAUGAAAAGCAUAGGGAGGUCAUGUCUUAAAAGCAUAUGUGGUAGAGUGAUGGCAGAUCAUAUGUAAAAGUAGCGUCAGUUGUUUCCAUUUCAUAGAGUAUGGUAGUAGUAAAGUUGAUGGCCAAUCGCUUUGUAUUGUUCAGCAUUACUACUUUGUAUCACGUUUUCGGACUGCAAACAUUCCAUUCUGUAAUACAAAACUUCCUCUAAUCAAUGUGUCGCUGGGCAAAUAUUCCCUUCUGCUUGUAAAGUGUACCUUUGUUUAAUCAAAAACAAAUUAGGCACAGAUUGUGUGAUCAACCCAGGAUAUUAAUUUCCUCAAUAUUUAGUUUACACUUAAAUUCUGUGUAAAAUGAUGCUAAGACUCAAUUGGUAGAAUUGAGUGGUAGCAGGUUGGGUCAGCUCACACAUACCUGGACACUAGCUUGAUGUUUCAUUGCUGUCUUUAGAAGUAUUGACAUUUUAUUCUAUUAAACUUAUACUGUAAUUGCUAGGGUUCUUUUAUCAUGGAAGCAUGUAUUAUAAUAAGAUGCUAAAUUAUGUAUUUUAUCACUAAUUGCUAUUUUAUUAUUGCUGUUAUUUUACUUUGAGGCAUAAUAUCAUGUUGUCUUUUGAUUCGAACCCAGGACCAUGGGUUAAAAGGCAAGUUCCUUAACUACGAAUCCACAGCUCCAAUGUAUUUAUCGUCAAAUUCUCUGUAUCCCCUCUCAUUGAAUUCACCCUACCUCAUACAACCUAUUGUACAUAGCUUGGUAAAAUACUGUUGUAGGCCUCCCCUCACUUAUGCCAUUCAUUAUCAAUGGAUCAUUGACUUCUACUUAAUCAUCUCCGGUUUAUUCAUCAUUAAUAUAUUCAAACAAAAUAUUAAAGUUCACGUCAUUAUAUAGGUUGUGUUGUCCAUAUGUGUAUUAAACAGGUUUUGUAUUUAAACAUUGAAGGAACAAAUACACAGGGUAUUAUAUUCUUGUCAUUGUGUUUGUUACCCAUUCAAAAAGCAUGCAAUCUGAACAAACUUUACUAAAAUAUUAAGUAUUUAAUAUACAGAUAUUUCUGCUCCAUCAGGGUCAUAGUUAAAAGAUUAAAAUAGGUCAGUAAGUGUUUCCUUUUUGUAUAAUUAUAAACAGAUUAUGAUAGUGCCAACUCCAUUAAUUGGAAUUCAAAUAUAAAAUUAAGCAUGUUAUUUAGAUGUUCCAACUUGUGACAUAACCUUCCUCAUUUAAUGAAGGUUUAUAUUUAGCAUACUUCUUCCAUGUUGCUAUUUUUGUACAACUUUCCAAAUAUUCAUUAUAGAACAAAUAUAGCAUAUAAUGUUAUAGUAUGGCGUAUAGCAUAAUGUUAUAGUAUGGCAUACAUUCAUUUGGUUCUAAUUUAAAUUUGCAUAUGUACAAUGUGAUAAACAAAAACCGUCUGAUAUAUUGCAGUAUGUGAUAUAAUAAACUGUUGUUACUAUUGAUGUAUUGAUAAGAGAACAAUUUUAAUGGCUUUUUAAAAUUCCAAUGCUUGUUUAUUUUAAUAGAAGAUGCUAUUUUCUAAGUACUCAAUGCAUGGUGAUAUAAAUAUGCUAACAUGUGCUAAACCUACCUUAAUUUAUAAUGUAUUUUGUCAAAUUUAAAAACGAAGAUUAUGUUUCUCGUCACUUUUUUUGGGUGACCAUUUUAUUCAGUUUACUUAUAUGUUGAAAUAUACUGUAAAUAUCCUCAUAAUCAGUGUUUAUCCAAGGACGAAAUUUUGUGUUUUGUUUUUAGCCAUCUUGGCGAGGACAUAACAAAGGCCUCAUCCUGUUGAAAAUCCUUGACGAGUAACAUUGUCUUUCUCUAAUUUGGCCUAAUUCUACUAAAGUACAUGUUAAUGAUUUGUAUAAUUUUUACAAAUAUUUUAUACAACUUUAUUCUUUGCAAAUCUAGAGUUAGAUAUUUAGAAUUUUCUAAACAUGAAAUUUUUAUUUAUCUGUUAAAUCCUUUACAUACUUGUAGAUUUCAAAAACAUCUCAACUUGUUUUGCAUGUGUAUUUUUGUGUUCGUAUUCUAUGUUUUUCUAUGUUAUAUACCCUAUCUUCUGCCACAUCAUUUUUUAAUGAAAUGGUUAUUCAAUAAAUCACUGUUGAAAUACAGAGAAAUUGGA